AUGGUUGAUUUUAGCACUUCGAAGCUGAGAACAAGAAAUGUUCGAGCAAUCUCGACGGAGGUAUUGGAAAAAGGAGCCACCAUGUCUGUGCACAAGUAUACAACAAUGCCGGGACUAAAGAAGUUGGCAGGUGACAAAGUCGUUGUGUUUCAUAAGCAGAACUAUCCCUAUGCUGUGUUUUACUGCCAUGCAAUAAAACCAAUAGCAGCUUAUGUUCUCCCCCUGAAAGGUGAUGAUGGGGUGAAGGUUAAAGCAGUAGCCAUCUGCCAUCUAGACACAUCAGAAUGGAACCCAAAGCAUUUGGCCUUCCAAAUCCUCAAAGUUAAGCCCGGAAAAAUUCCCAUCUACCAUUUCCUUCCCACUGAUCAUAUUGUCUGGGUUCCGAACCACAAAUCUGCAUGA
Molecule: messenger RNA, 402 nt
Organism: Prunus armeniaca (apricot)
Lineage: Eukaryota; Viridiplantae; Streptophyta; Magnoliopsida; Rosales; Rosaceae
Source: the annotation of a GenBank genome assembly